UCAGAAGCAUUUUUAUUGGAACACUCGGUGUCAUUAGAGCGCUCUCUUUGCAUCAAAUCCUUCGCAUCAAAGAGCAAGCAAUUUUGCAACGCAAGCUGCUGCUGCCCCCCCCCAGCAGCUGCGUAUUUUGAUAUUCCCCUCUCUCUCAGACUAAGAAUAACCUGACCCUCGACGGCUUACUUAGUAGAUUGCACCCUUGAUAAAGCAGAAAAUCAAACUAUGGUGCCUCCUCCAGUUUCAUCGGCGGGGUCGAUGGACGAGCGCAGAAGUGCCAUUGACGACGAGACUGACUUGCUUACUGGCCCUCGUGACAUCAAGGAUCCCAUAAUUACGAGCACGGCUAAACGACCAGACUUUCCCCACCACCCCUAUCCAUCUGGUGAGGUAAGUUUGUCCUUCACACAUGAAGUCUCGCCCGCGUUUUCAUCUUCAACUCCCACUGCAGCUGAUGCCAACUCCUCCACCUCACUCUCCUCUUCGAAACCUCGAGGCCUUCUCCACGUUUCCCUGCGCAACGUUCGCCACGCAGAUGCCAGUAAGGACCUCGAGGCCAAGCGACUUUUCGAAGUGAUCGACAAAAACCGGACGCACUUGCGCGAAUGGCUGCCCUGGCUGGACUUCGUGCGAAAAUUCGAAGACGAGUUCUUCUUCCUAGACAAGACGAAAUCAGACGGGGAAGCAGGCAGAUCUUUCGUGCAGGUGAUCGAAGUUCUUGUGACUGCUUCUAGCGCGGCUGCAGAUGAUGAUGACGUCGCAUCCUUUGAUGUCGACGUGCCGGCAGUUGCCACAAUCGCCGGUCUCUGUGGUUUCAACUUCAUCGACCACGAUCGAAGGAUCGGCUACAUUGGGUACUGGCUGUCGCAGGAUUUUGAAAGGUGCGGCCUGAUGACGAAAUGUGUGGAGCAGCUGGUGGAGUAUGGACGAAGAGAGUUUCAGCUGCAGCACUUCGACAUCUCCUGUGCCGUCGGGAACCUGAAGAGCCAGAAGGUCGCGGGGAAGCUCAUGGGGUUUCAGAAGUUAGAGGGCGUGAAAGACGUGGAGAAGUUGUACGGUGUGGAGCAUGAGUUAGUGUCUUUCGUGAAAACCGUGGCUGAUACUAAGCCGGACUAUUCUGCGCGGGAAGCGCGGAGGGAUUACCACAUCAGAGAUGUGAUGCAGUAGGGGUGAAGUAACAGUAAGUAAGUUACGUAGAACAAAGUCGAUCCGGAUGAGCUGCUUAUGUUGAGUUGGUUGAUGAACUACAACUAUCCUGCAAGCAAGGUACUCACAUAGAGACAGUACGAAAGCCUGGUGGGGCCCGUCCAGCAGGCCCUGGCCCAGUAGUAGUCGCCACAUGAUGACGAGCAUUAUUUUUAACAUGGACCACGCUGAACCCCAGGCGGGCGACGAGUUUGUGUAGAAUAGUAACGAGAUUCGAAAAGCUUCGCCCGCUCGGCGUGACAACGCAAACUUGCGCUAGAAUGGGUAGUGGGCUUCGUGGAGGUGGUGGCUGAGUAAGCAAGGAAGGCGGCCCACUCCGGGGGGGGAGACCGGCCCCAACCCGUCCUGCAGGAACGCGCAGCCGCUUGCGCGAACUUUUUUCGCAGAGGCGCAGUGGUACUCGGUAGGGAACACACGCGAAGCCUUCGCUGGGGGAUGGCGCCGCAGUUUCCCGGUCGCGGGGAAGACCGCCCCAAGCCCCCCCCUGUGUGCGCGCUUCUUUUUCUGCGUUGCAUGUAUGGAGGAUCCGACUCAUUUUCCUGUGUACACAUCAGAACCACCCAGAGAGAAGAAGUCGCUGCGGCAGCGAUGAAGAGACUAAAAUCGCCCUCUCCUGCUUCCAUGAAGAAACUUUUUAGCCCUUUGCUGCGCAAUACCCCGCGCAGGAUAGACGAUGGCGAUGAUGACGAUGAUGAUGAUGAUGAUGAUAAAAAGCAAAUGAUCGAUCAGAAAAGAUACUUAGCCAAGGACUUUAGAAGUUGCGCAGCCGGCCGCGCAGUCAUGCCUGCUAGCCGGCACGCGAGAUCUGCAGCAGGCAAGGCCCAGGAGGACCAUGAAACGAUGAGCAAAAAGGUACGUCGGGCACGUAUGCCUGGCUUUGGUUCAUACAAUCGCCCCACCCUUUUCUAUCCCCGUUUCAUUUCCGAACAGCGACGCACCUAGUUUCUGCGCUUCUUUUUUCCACUGCAAUCAUUUACAUUUACAGAAGUCCCAGCUUUUACCCAUUGCUAGAAACUCUGCCGCUGUGUUGGCGCCGUCGGUCUUGUAACUCUCUAUCACGUCGCGCCAUCUCCUCCUGCAAGCGCAAUUUCGCAUCUAGUAGUAGAAGCUUGCGAGAUACACUCCACUCUGCAACCAAUGUCGAAGCCGGAUUUUCCCAAUCACCCGGAUGAGAAGGGGCGAAGGGUGGACUUACUUCGGGGCGCCAUGUACCACCGGCGCACGGGUUCGGAGAGAGAGAAGCGCGCCGACGGCGCAAACCCUGCGGAAUGCAUCUGGGUCGGGGACACGAAGGCCGCUAGCGGCCACGUCGUUUGCUGGUUCUUCACGUCGCAGGAACCAAAGGGACAAAAGGAGCCCGCCAGCGCUAUGCUGGCGCGCGGGCGACGAAUGGUGGCUGAUAUCAAUCAUGGCGCCCGGGGAAGUACAUCAUGGACUUGGACUACCGAGCCUCGGAAAAUUUUAUAGACGUGGCGGAUGGGGCCUUCCGCGAGUUGCGGCCUGGCGUGACUCUGCGUCCGAACUAUUUCAGAAGUAUGUAGAUAACAGGACGGCACCGAGCUAGAAUCUGUAGAUGAGGGCGAGCUUUUGCGAAGUCUCCGCGGCUAUGUUAUCGCUCUGCGUAUAUAUUUUCCAAAACCCAAAGUCCAGGGCUGAAUUGCGAUUGCAGUACAUUUUUCACGCGGCGCGCUAGCAGCUCCGUGCGCGUAGCCCUCUUGCGCACGUUCAGGGAGCGCCGCGUGCGUCGCAAGAGUUGUCUCCCCAGGGGCUGAGGCUCGAGCGUGUGUUGCGCCACUGGUGUGCCUGUGGUGUUAUUAGAACGAAGUGGACACGUUGGCGUCUGUCGGCACUGUUGACUUCUGCGUAGGAAGCUGCCUCGCGAUGAGUUCAAACGUGGCGCCCCUGCCUCGAUCGUUCUAUUUUCAUCUUCCGCCCGGCUUUUUCUUUGCGUUAGAUAGGGCGUCGCCACGCGCAACUCGUCGGCCCCUCGAUCGUCGCUGUUAUCCUUUGUCAUCUGCUAGGCUUCAGCGUGUCGCCGCUUUCUGUCGCGGCGCCGGGUCGGUAGGUUCUAGCUAUCGUUUACGCGGGUGCCUGUGCUUUCGUCUUUCGCGAAUUGAGCGGAAGCUCCGUGCCACAACUUCUCGGACAUGAAUGAUGGCGAUGAUGAUGAAGAUGAUGACGAUUUAUUGAAGUGCGGGGGGCCCUCGCCCCCCCCCGCGCCCCCCCCGCCCUUGCGAUAUGAUGACGAUGAUGGUGAUGGCUGGACGUGUGAAAUUUUUAUGAUGUUUUGCUGCCGUUUGGAUAUGUUGCUUGAUGAACCGCCACAAUCUCACGAAUGAUGACGACGAUCAUGAUUAUUAUCCCCGCCCCACGUACACGAUGACGAUGAUGAUGAUGAUGAGGAAGUGCGGGGGGCCCUCGCCCCCCCCCGCGCCCCCCCCGCCCUUUCGAUAUGACGAUGAGGAUGGUGAUGGCUGGAUGUGUGGGAUUUUCAUGAUGUGUUGUUGACAUUUUGAUAUGUUGACUGAUGAGUCGCCACAGUCUCAAGAGUGAAUGACGCCUCUUCGCCCCAGUCUCUGAUGUGAAUGACGAUGAUGAUGAUAGAGAUCAUUCGUCUGCGUUUUCAGUGCAGAGUAUGAUUUUAAGACUGCGAUGAAGAUUUUAAGAUUGAAAUAGUGAUGGCAUGAGAGUGUAUAUAAUUUUUUCAAGAUGGAGACUAUGAAUGAGAUUGAGACGAAGACUCCGAGAUCGAGACAUUGUGUCUAAGAUCGAAGAUUAUGACUUUCGAAAAGAAGGUAUGGCUUUGAGAUCGCGAGAAUGAUUCGGGGAUCGAGAUGAUGGAUUAUGUUUUUCUAUAUGAGAUUAUGACUUGAAGGUCGAGAUAGUGGCUCAUGAUGAUUCUAAGAUUGAUGAUUCUAAGAUCAAGAUUGAAUUUUGUGAAUCUGAAUGCUGUGAAUUUUGUGAACUCCGAGCAAGUCUUAUCAUGAUGUGCGACGAAGAAGAACUCAAAAAGUUCAGUGAACUCAAAAGGUGCACUGAACUCAAGAGAUGCAUUGAACUCAAAAGGUGCACUGAACUCAAAAGGUGCACUGAACUCUUUUGAAUUUUUGUUAAAGUUGUAGAUAUGACUAUCAAUACCAAACGCAAAAGGUAGUAGGGCAGUAGCAAAGCGUGAGUGUAGUCUUGAAGAAAAAAAUCAAUAUUAGCUCUGAAAGCGUCACUUCACCCAAGUCGUUGCUCACAGACACAAGAAGACAACCAUGAUUGUCCACGAUGAUGAAGAUGAUGAUAAUAGCACUACUGCGCAUUUGCAGUCAGCUUUAAUAUCGUAUCUGCUUGGUUUUCUAGGACUAUUAUUUGCUGUCAGCAUUGUGAAGCACGAACACGAUAUAAUGAAUGAUCAAUUAUGAAUUAAAACUUCGACUACAACAGUAACUCGAUGGCACAGCGACAAAAAGGAAAAGCAUGACUUACUUUCUGUGCAGCGCACAAUAAGAAAAGUGCACUCUCGAAAUCGGACAGCACGACGGUC
This is a messenger RNA of Amoebophrya sp. A120, 4732 nucleotides long. The record is from the annotation of a GenBank genome assembly. Lineage: Eukaryota; Dinophyceae; Syndiniales; Amoebophryaceae.